AAUCAGCUCUUUCAGUCCUCCCGCUCUUCAUCACCUUUUGAAUCCUCGUCGCCUAAGAAUGUACCGUGCUUCGCUGGCAAGAGUCGGUCGUCCCAUUGCUUUUUCUCUCAUUCGGUCUGCGAGAUAUGUUCAGCCAAGAAUUUCCGCCGUCCGUCUUCAGUCGACUCAAACCCCGCCCCUCACAUCAUCUCGGAAAAGUGAUGUUCAGACUGAUUGGAAUGUCAGAAUAAUUACCUACGACCAAUUGAAGCCCAAGACGCAAAGUCCGAGUCCAAGCGCUUUCUUAAUUGACGUUCGUGAACCCGACGAAGUCAUACAAGGGAUGAUUCCGUCUGCGGUCAACCUUCCCCUUUCUGUGCUCAGCGAGUCUUUACAGACCUCUGCGGAAGAUUUUAAGCAGAAGCACGGUUUUCCGAAACCUCAAAAGAAUCAGGAAAUCACAUUCUAUUGUAGGAGUGGCAAGAGAAGCGCAACGGCAAGCGAUAUCGCAAAACGCAAUGGAUACACCGUUAUCUGCAAUUACGAAGGCUCUUGGUUGGAGUGGGUGUCCAAGGAAGGAAAGAAUUAGAUACACUCUAUACUCACUCAUCUGCAAAUCUUGUCUGAUAUCACAUAAAAUUUCUGAGUUGCCAGCCAUAGAGUACUAGGUUAAAUCGCUCGACAGUUAGGGUAUAACUUCACUGGUCCAAGGGUGUUCAGGAGGCUUGAAUAUCAGGCACGUUAUUAC
This is a messenger RNA of Marasmius oreades (fairy-ring Marasmius), 727 nucleotides long. RefSeq lists its product as uncharacterized. Gene Ontology annotation, molecular function: thiosulfate-cyanide sulfurtransferase activity. The record is from RefSeq and is a predicted model, not a curated record. Bases 59 to 568 code for a protein of 169 amino acids. The transcript has 3 exons. NCBI's taxonomy places the organism in Eukaryota, Fungi, Basidiomycota, Agaricomycetes, Agaricales, Marasmiaceae. Gene Ontology annotation, cellular component: mitochondrion.